Molecule: messenger RNA, 644 nt
Organism: Anopheles nili
Lineage: Eukaryota; Metazoa; Arthropoda; Insecta; Diptera; Culicidae
Product: cuticle protein 16.5-like
Exons: 2
Coding region: 84-644 (186 amino acids)
Source: RefSeq, a predicted model, not a curated record
AUUUUCGUGGCGUGUCCUGUCGAAGCCACCGGUAGCUGAAGAGGUGGCAGCUGACGUGCACCGAUUUUUAUCGCAUAUAAAAGAUGGUCCCACCGGGGUUGAAGGAUCACACACCAAGCAAGCUUCGAGCAGUACACAUCCACGCCUUCGCAAAGCUCAACCACACCAACCUUUUCAAGAUGUUCACCAAACUGAUCUGCAUCGCCGCCCUGGCCAUCUCGUGCGCCUCGGCCAAGCCAGGAUUGGUGGCUCCGGUUGCGUACGCUGCUGCACCGACUGUUCUCUCGGCAGGACCUGCCGUCGUUACGGCUCAGAGCUCGCAGGUCGUCGCUCGUAACUACAACGGAAUCGCACCGCUUGCGUAUACCGCCCCAGCCGUCGCUUAUGCUGCUCCAGCCGUCGCCAAGGUGGCCGCUCCAUUGGCUUAUGCUGCACCGGCUCCAUUUGCUGCCGCCCCGUAUGCCGCUUAUGCUGCUGCGCCGUAUGCCGCCGCUGCACCGUAUGUUGCAGCCGGUCUGCCGACUCCUUAUGCUGCCGGUUUUGCGGCUCCUUAUGCUGCGGGCUUUGCCGCUCCUUAUGCUGCACCGUAUGCUAAGGCUUUCGCUAGCCCGCUGCUCGCUCGCGCGCCUUACCAGCUGUGGUAA